AUGAGCUGGAGUGGCAGUUAUGCACAAAACUAUAUGAUCGACCAAAACAAGCUGGUCCAAGCAGAACAAGAAUAUGACCAGUUUAUUGAGCUUUACAAAAGGAUCAUUGAGCAGUGCCGCGUGAAAUGUAUCCCAACCCACUAUCACGAACCCGAUCUCAACAAAGGCGAAAUGGUGUGCAUCGAUCGGUGUGUAUUCAAAUACGGCGAGAUUCAACGGUUGUUGGCCAAAAAGAUGGAAGAAAAGGACAAGGAUACGGAACCAGCAUCAUUCAGCAGCUUCGCAUCAACACCUUCAGGCGACGACAUGCCAAGUACACUGUAG
This is a messenger RNA of Lichtheimia ornata, 324 nucleotides long. RefSeq lists its product as uncharacterized. Bases 1 to 324 code for a protein of 107 amino acids. The transcript is spliced from 2 exons. Lineage: Eukaryota; Fungi; Mucoromycota; Mucoromycetes; Mucorales; Lichtheimiaceae. The record is from RefSeq and is a predicted model, not a curated record. Gene Ontology annotation, biological process: protein insertion into mitochondrial inner membrane. Gene Ontology annotation, cellular component: mitochondrial inner membrane.